UUUCUUUUUCCGGGAAAAGUUAGCGAGACAACGGUUGUAGUUGCAGUCAUACCAAGGAUUGAAAAUGGAAAAGGGAAUGUUUAUUAAAAUUGCGGCAAAGAUGGGUAUUACGUCGACAAAAAUAUUGAGCCAAGCAGAGGAAUACGUGAGGAUGUGCCAAGUCAAAUGCACCGGACUCAGAAACUUAACAGUGACAAGUAAGGCUGUCAUAUGCCUCGACCUGGCCGCGACGGCCAUGAGAUUUCCCCUGGACAAAGAAUAUGUCGUCAAACUGUCAGGGUUAAAUAAGAAAAGUUAUCAGAGCAAUUUAAAGUCUAUGGAGUGUAUGCUGGGCUUGGAAUCACGUCUGGGACUCCGGGACCUGGCCGUGCAGUAUGGAUGCACCGGGGCUGUAAAGGCGGCCGCAACGAUGUUGAAAAGAUAUGAAUACAGUCUCCCGGAAGCACAGAAGCAGGACAUCGACCUGUCAAAACCCCUGUUCACAACAGCAGCCUUAUUCGCUGCCUGCAAAUGCAUGAAAAUCAAAGUGGACAAGAAAAUGGCAGCCUCGUCGGGAGCCAAAAGGGGGAUCUUCGACCGGCUGUGUGCCCAGCUGCAGAAGCUGGGGCAGGAUGCCUGCAGUGAGACAAGUCCACAUAAGGAGUCAUCCAGGACGCUUCAGAAAAGGCCAAAAGCACUGCGAGAGCUCUUUGAGCAGGAAGAACAAGAGGACGAGCCAUUAACUUCCCCGAAGCAACAGAAAUGUGACCAAGAAACAUGUGAAAAAGAAGACUAUGAAGAAUGGAAGAGGAGAAUUCUGGAAAACGCAUUGAAGGCCAGGAAAAUGGACGCAUAACUUUCCAUAAUUUUAAUUUGUGCUUUUUAAGUUAAAGGUACAAUAGGUAAUUUCGGACUUCUAAUGGUCAAGAGAGGAAUAGCAGCAACAAUCUCUUCCCUUCUCUGUGAAUGCGCUGACAUUGAAACGCCAUUGGUUGUGGCAAUUAGAACCAAUUUUCAACCAAUGAGUUUGAAUUAUUGUACAGCUAUAUGAUGUUUCAGUACAGAGUGCCGGCCUGUCAACUGCAUCUUUUCAAACCCAAAUUUAUGGAUUAUAAACACAGGCAGGCAGAGGGUGAGUCAACAUGUCAGAGAGCCUUUUUCAAAGAUAGGAAGCGAUUUACAAUGGUCUUGUAACAAUGCUUUAACACAAAAAUCUUACCUAUUUUACCUUUAAAUGUCUAGUUUAUUCAUUUUUUGUGUUUGAAGGGUGAUGUGCCAAGUUUGACCUAAAGUGUAGCUAAGGUCAAAGCUAAUUGUGGUUUCAUUAUAGUAAUGGAAUUCAUGAUCGGAAUUGCACAGUGGUGAAUUAUUCAAUCCUUUUUAUCGGAAAUUGCAAUUGUGAUGUACAUAUAUUUUGUAUUUUUUUAAUUGUAAUUUUAUUUUAUAAGUGCUUGCAUCCAGCAUUAAAAUUGAUGUGCUAGAUCUCAAGCGGUUUCCUUUCCAUUCAGCAUUUGGGCUAAUGCCAUCUUUCACGAUGGUUUGAGGUAGUUAGAGUACAUCUUGGGAAAGCCAUUUGCCUGUUCAUUGAAUUCAGGGAAACAUUUGGUGUCCUUUAUAGUUGUUGAAUUAAACAAUUUUAAGUUGAAAGAA
This is a messenger RNA of Conger conger (European conger), 1629 nucleotides long. RefSeq names its product origin recognition complex, subunit 6 (gene orc6). The transcript has 7 exons. Gene Ontology annotation, cellular component: nuclear origin of replication recognition complex. The coding region runs from base 65 to 835 and encodes 256 amino acids. Gene Ontology annotation, molecular function: DNA binding. Lineage: Eukaryota; Metazoa; Chordata; Actinopteri; Anguilliformes; Congridae. Gene Ontology annotation, biological process: DNA replication initiation; DNA replication. The record is from RefSeq and is a predicted model, not a curated record.